AACGCACACAUACAUUCGAACAACAAUCAUAUUAAUUCCUCUAUUGGCAAUUUGUUGCAAUUUAAUACACAUAACCUAUUAAAUUCUACAAAAAUAAAACGGAUCAAAUUUUAAUUAGUCUAAAACAGUUAUGAAUUUUACUUCUAUUACAAAUUUUGUAAUCAAAUGGACACCACAAAUAACACAAAAGCGUUUUCGUUAUCACUCCGAGAAAAUAGCAAAAGGGCCAUUAAUUCGACGAUAUGGUUAUGAAGAAAAAAUUGAUCCCACAGGAUUAUUGCCCCAUGUAGAAGGACGACGGUUGCCAAUGCCUGUAUAUCGUCCAAAAGAUGGAUGGUCUGAGAAACGUGCUCUAUUUGGCCAGAAUGAUUACAUAGAUAUUUUAGGUAAUGAAAGAAUUCAUCCUACUAGAGUAUUAUACAACGUACCAUCGUGGUUACGAGGAGUUAGCGGUAAUGAAUAUCAAGUUUUAUUACGUAAAAGAAAAAUGCUCGCACCUACGAAAUUUCCUCUUGCACGACCAACAAAGUGGAGAGAAAUAGAAAAACGAAUUUCAUAUUUAUAUAGAUUUUUAAAUCGUAAAACUAAAACUGGUAUGUCUAAUGUGUAAGAACCUCUUGUAAAUUUUUGUUAAGUACUGUGUACA
Messenger RNA from Chrysoperla carnea, 646 nucleotides. RefSeq names its product 39S ribosomal protein L51, mitochondrial (gene mRpL51). Lineage: Eukaryota; Metazoa; Arthropoda; Insecta; Neuroptera; Chrysopidae. The coding region runs from base 131 to 610 and encodes 159 amino acids. The transcript has a single exon. Gene Ontology annotation, cellular component: mitochondrial large ribosomal subunit. Gene Ontology annotation, biological process: translation. Gene Ontology annotation, molecular function: structural constituent of ribosome. The record is from RefSeq and is a predicted model, not a curated record.